Molecule: messenger RNA, 915 nt
Organism: Mesocricetus auratus (golden hamster)
Lineage: Eukaryota; Metazoa; Chordata; Mammalia; Rodentia; Cricetidae
Product: olfactory receptor 1361-like
Exons: 1
Coding region: 1-915 (304 amino acids)
Biological process (GO): G protein-coupled receptor signaling pathway
Cellular component (GO): membrane
Molecular function (GO): olfactory receptor activity; G protein-coupled receptor activity
Source: RefSeq, a predicted model, not a curated record
AUGGAUGGUGACAAUCAGACGACAGUCACAGAAUUCCUCCUCCUGGGACUCUCUGACCAUGAAGAGGUUGUCUUUGGAAUGUUCUUGGGGAUGUACAUAGUCACCAUCUCUGGGAAUUUUCUCAUCGUCUUGGUCAUCAACUGUGACCCUCAUCUGCACACACCCAUGUACUUCUUCUUAGCCAACCUCUCCAGUGUUGACAUCUGUUUUUCCUCAGUCACUGUCCCCAAGGCACUGGUGAAUCACAUGUUGGGAAGCAAGUCCAUCUCUUACAAGGAGUGUAUGGCCCAGAUGUAUUUCCUGUUUAUAUUUGGCAACUUGGAUGGCUUCCUCCUGAGUGUAAUGGCCUAUGACCGCUAUGUGGCCAUUUGUCACCCACUGCACUACACCCUGAUAAUGAGGCCCAGACUCUGUGUCCUCCUGGUGGUCAUAUCCUGGGUCAUCACAAACCUGCAUGCUCUGUUGCACAUUCUUCUCAUGGUUCAACUCAUCUUCUGUUCCCAUAAUGCAGUGAACCACUUUUUCUGUGACCCCUACCUUGUCCUGAAACUCUCUUGUUCUGACACCUUCAUCAAUGAUGUUACAGCUUUUAUUGAGGGUGCAGUGAUAUUUCUGACACCAUUUAUAUGCAUUGUUGUUUCCUAUGGCUACAUCUACUCUAAGGUCUUGAAGAUGCCCUCUGCUCAGGGGAUAAGAAAAGCCAUGUCCACUUGCGGUUCUCACCUCACUGCGGUCUGCCUUUUCUAUGGGGCGAUCAUAGGAGUUUAUGCACACCCUUAUUCCUCCUACUCAUCACAGGAUGCAGUGGCCUCUGUCAUCUUCACGGUGGUGACCCCUAUGGCCAACCCCUUCAUCUAUAGCCUGAGGAAUCGUGACAUCAAAGGAGCCCUAAGGAAGAUAAUUCUCAGGUCCUAG